Molecule: messenger RNA, 1689 nt
Organism: Arachis ipaensis
Lineage: Eukaryota; Viridiplantae; Streptophyta; Magnoliopsida; Fabales; Fabaceae
Product: phosphopantothenate--cysteine ligase 2
Source: RefSeq, a predicted model, not a curated record
ACCCGAUCCGGUCCGAAGAGAGCAAAUAAGGACUUCCCCACCAGCCGGAUCCCAGAGCAAGCCACCUGCACUUGGUACUUCAUCUUCAUCAUCAUCACCAUCACGUGUCUCAGGGCAACAGACGGUUUCUUAACUCUACACGCGCCACCGCAGCAGCAGCGAAGAACCUCCACACCACCGUAUGCCGCUCGUUCUGUAACCACGCUCCUCAGGUUUCUCAAGAGCAGGUGUUGAAUCAACAGUGUGGUUCUACUUGGGGAAGGCAGGAGGCUGGUAAUAAAGCAUACUUGCUCUUCCAACAGCAGAACAGAGCGCGUGAAGUAUGUUACGAGAGUGUAAAAUGUGGUAACGGUCUCCAAUCUGCAUGCCCUUGAGCAAGAUUUUUGCUUUGAUUUUUUGAUGGAUGCACCAAAUGGAUCCCAAGAUACUGAGCAAACCCUUGAUUCACAAGUCAAAGCGUUCUUUGAUUCUGCUCCACCUCUCCAGAAUAGGAAUGACAUCAUUCAGAAAUUGAAUCACUUCAUUCAGCUGAAUUCUUUAUCUUCAGAAAAUGGGAUAGGUAAGAGAAUUGUUUGUGUGACUUCUGGUGGCACCACUGCUCCAUUGGAGCAGCGGUGCGUUCGCUAUGUUGACAACUUUAGUUCAGGUCAUAGGGGAGCCACAUCCACUGAGUAUUUUCUGAAGGCGGGAUAUGCUGUGAUCUUCUUGUACCGGAGAGGAAGUUUUCAGCCAUUCUGUAGAUCCCUUCCUGAUGAUCCCUUACUUGAAUGCUUUGAGGCCACCGAAGGAUUAAACAUUCAAGUCUGUGAGGCUUAUUCUAAAGCAGUGAAGACCGCUAUCGUGGAUCAUCAUGCUGCAGUGGAUAGUGGUCUCCUGUUAAAGCUUCCUUUCAGCACUAUAUUUGAGUAUCUUCAGAUGCUGCAAAUAAUUUCAAAGCCAAUGAAGGAUAUUGGCCCACGUGCAAUGUUCUAUCUUGCUGCUGCGGUAUCUGACUUUUAUGUUCCUUGGAAGGACAUGGUAGAACAUAAAAUUCAAUCUGGAUCUCACAUCUUGGAUGUGAAACUUGUUCCUGUGCCAAAGAUGCUAUCAGUGCUUAGGAAAGAUUGGGCACCCCUUGCUUUUUGCAUAUCUUUCAAGUUAGAGACAGAUUCAAACAUUCUUCUAAAUAAGGCGCGGGGUGCUCUCGAGAAGUACAAUAUGCAUGCUGUUGUUGCGAACGAGCUCUCCACGCGCAAGGAGCAAGUGGUGGUUGUCACCAUUGACGACAAGAUUACGGUUCAACGAGAUAAGAGUAAGGCUGAUGAUGAUGUAGAGAAUCCCCUCAUUAAGCUUCUUUCUCAGAGACAUUCAGCUUACAUUGAGGAUUCGAAGAGAAUGAGGUGAAUCACUUUUUGAGUCUGAUCUUUUCGACUUCUUCUCCAUGUUGCAAUUGAGCAAUUCCAUGGCAAGACAACUCUCGUUGUAUGUAAUAAAACCAUGAAUAAAUGAAAAGAAGGAUUACACAAUAUAGAUAUAUUGAGAUUGUGGUUUUAGUAAAUAAAGGAAGAGAAAAUAGAAAUAAAGGGUGUUAAAAAGGAGAUAGUUUCAAUAGGAGAAAUAAGAAGUUUAAAUUUUAAUGUACUGUAUCAAGGUUACAAAUUUUCUACUUUUUUUUGAAUAUUUAACCAUUAACAUGUUUUGGAUAUGCAA